Zasmidium cellare ATCC 36951 is the source of this 1026-nucleotide messenger RNA. RefSeq lists its product as uncharacterized. The transcript is spliced from 2 exons. The coding region runs from base 1 to 1026 and encodes 341 amino acids. The record is from RefSeq and is a predicted model, not a curated record. NCBI's taxonomy places the organism in Eukaryota, Fungi, Ascomycota, Dothideomycetes, Mycosphaerellales, Mycosphaerellaceae.
AUGAAGUACGCCACCACCGCGACCCUCCUCGCGACCAUCGCGCUCACAACCGCGCAAUCCCCCUCCUCAGUCGAGCCCUCUCCAUACUCCAGCCCCGCCGAAGAAGCCUGCAACCCCUCCAACUCCAGCGGCCUGCCCGACUUCAACGCCCCCUGCAACGCCGUCAUAGCCAUCGAAUACCAAUGCAUCUACGGCCCCGACUACCUCACCGCCGCCCAAAGCAGCGGCCCCUACAACCGUCUCCGAAGACGCCAAUCCUCCUCCUCAGACGACGACUCCGAUGACUCAGACGACGACUCCCUCCCCGAGCAAAACAACUCCACCCAACGCACCUGCAUCUGCGAAUCGCAAUUCUUCGCCCAAGUCCAAGGCUGCGCCAACUGCUACUCUGCACACGGCAGCCCGCAGGGCAUCGACGACGGGCUCUCCGACGCCAGCGCCCUCGCGUCCCUCUCCUCGGCGUACUGCGCCGCGUCCGCGACCCCGACGCUCGGGCUCGCGGACUACCUCUUCGACUGGGCGGAUAGCUACAACGCCAGCCAUCCCGCGACGGCGACCGCCACGGCCAGCACGAUGAGCGAUGCGAUUGGGAAUAGGACGGAUGUGAGUUUGUAUUUCACGCCGAGCGUUACGGGCACCGCGGCGUGGCUCAUCGCGGAGGCGACGAGCGGUGCGUCGAGUGGCAUGGGGAGUUUCGCGAGUGAGAAUACGAGUGGGGGGAUGAUUGUGCCGACGGCGAGUGCGAAUAAUGCUGCGGCGGCGAGCGGUGCGCAGACGACGGGUGGGGCUAGUGGAAGUGGUGCGAGUGGUGCGAGUGGUAGUGGAGCGUCGGCGACGAGCUCGGCUGGUGGUGCGGUUGUGACGGCGGCGGGCGUGGGGAUGCUGGGUCUCGCUGGGCUGGUGGCUAUGUUAAGUGCUGUGGUCCAUUUUCUUUCGACUGUCUUUCAAGAACCCUUCCUUCUAAUUGAACAUCCAUCCUAUGCGCCUCCAGCACCUCGCUUGAACGCACACCCAAAUAAGAUCUAA